This is a messenger RNA of Myotis lucifugus (little brown bat), 3526 nucleotides long. It is a transcript of the gene LRRC14, whose product is annotated as leucine rich repeat containing 14. NCBI's taxonomy places the organism in Eukaryota, Metazoa, Chordata, Mammalia, Chiroptera, Vespertilionidae. The record is from RefSeq and is a predicted model, not a curated record. Gene Ontology annotation, molecular function: kinase binding. Gene Ontology annotation, cellular component: cytoplasm.
CACUCCCGGCCCUGCCAGGCCGCAGGACGCGGGCGGUGGGGCUGUGGGCGGGAGAGGACGCGGGUCCCCACCGGGCUGCACGGCUCGGGCCCUGGGGCGACGCGCCGGGAGGAGGAGGGGUCGGGGCGAGCGCCUCCCCGAGGCCAGGAGGCGGGGCGGGGCGCCUUCGGGAAACGCCGGGCACGACGGGCCGGCGGAGGGGCGGCAGCCGCCGCACGGAGGCUCCUCCCCCGGCGACCACACGGGCUGCUUGCGUUUCCUCUCGUGACAGGUGCUCGGUGGGUCUGUCCUUUCUCGGCGAGGGAUGCAUCGUCCUCGCGAGAUUCGUCCACGGGCAGAGCGCGGCCGAGGCUGGCGUCAGGGCUUCUCGGGAGCCGCUGUGCUCAGGGCUUAGGCUCUGUGUGAGGUCUGCGGCCAGACGCCCUUCCCCGCCCAGGCUUCCAUCACCCAGGCUGCGGCCCUGGCCGGGGAGGCCUCGUCCCUCGUCAUCUGUUCUGCUUCCUGGGCCGGGCGGCAGUUCGGGGAUGAGGUGCCCUGAUUCAGCCGCAGCGCUGACACAGGUUCCUGCGGCCGGAGGCAUCUUUUUGUGCCUCCCGUUAGCUUGAAUGCCCCUUUGCAGUGGCCUCUAACUGUUUGAGCAGUUUUCUGGCCUGGGGCCUCCUGCAUCUAUGGAUUUGAAACUUGGUUUCUUGACUUGGUUCUUCAGGGAGGAGGGGGAUGUUUAGACAGCUGCCAAGGCCCUCAGUCGGUGAGGGUUGCUUUCCAGGGGUGUCCAUGCCUAGCAACACGUCUGGAUAUAGAAGUUAGGACGAAGGGUCAUGUUGAGGGCUUGGGUUACUCAGGCCAUCUGGACUCUGUUUCCUGGGCCCGGUCCUUUACACUUGCCCUGGUGUUUAUUGAGGAGCAUCUGUGCGUCCAGCUCCUCUCUGCUGCUGCGCAGGGUCCUGGGACAGCCUGCAGUAGCUUCUGAGGAGGGUACGGGAGUGAACUGUGAUGCAGCUUCCAGCCCUCUCCCCGGGAUCCCACCCUUCUAGUGCUUGUGGAGGGGGAGGGGCCAGAACCUUAUUUUACUUUUGAGGGAGGAUCUCUCAUAAGCUGCUUUGUAAUUUGAGAGGCCUGAAGUAAGGGUGGGGGAGGCCCUGCAGGCAACAGCUGUCAAAGCACACCAGGUGGGCGGGUCCUCUCUGGGGCCAUGCUAUUCCCCGCUGCUUGAUGGCUUUGUUUUCCUAAACAGGCCCCCGUGCUUCUGGAGUGUGGGAACGGGUGUGUGUGUGUGUGUGGCCUUGUACCCCUUUGCACUCUGCCUAGCCCGUUGCCAGGCACCUAGCACUUACUCUUCAGAGCUGUGGUCCCACUGACCACUGACUGGCAGGCACUGGGCUGGGCUUUCCUGCUACUAGUGUGUGGAGGAGUCUGUGGCAGGUGGUAGCCUGGGGUCUGUCCUCCCACUGAAGGUCUCUUCCCUGCAGGUGGCCUCCUGCCCUGCCCGGCGCCAUGCACACGCUUGUGUUCUUGAGCACGCGGCAGGUGCUCCAGUGCCAGCCCGCGGCCUGCCAGGCUCUGCCCCUGCUCCCACGCGAGCUCUUCCCCCUGCUGUUCAAGGUGGCCUUCAUGGACAAGAAGACUGUUGUGCUACGCGAACUGGUGCACACAUGGCCCUUCCCCCUGCUCAGCUUCCAGCAGCUGCUGCAGGAGUGUGCCCAUUGCAGCCGGGCCCUGCUGCAGGAGCGGCCCAGCACAGAGAGCAUGCAGGCUGUGAUCCUGGGGCUCACAGCCCGGCUCCACACCCCAGAGGCUGAGGCUGGCACACGGUCUUUCUGCAGGAAGCAUGCACUGCGGGUGCUGGACAUGACGGGCCUCCUGGACGACGGUGUGGAGCAGGACCCCGGCACCAUGAGCAUGUGGGACUGCACAGCAGCCGUGGCCCGCACAUGCAUCGCGCAGCAGCAAGGCGGGACUGUGGAGCCUGGGCCGAGCCCCGCUCCCGUGGAGGUGCGUGUGGACCUUCGGGUGAACCGGGCCUCUUAUGCGUUCCUGCGGGAGGCCCUCCGUAGCAGCGCAGGCAGCCCGCUGCGGCUCUGCUGCCGGGACCUGCGGGCUGAGGACCUGCCCAUGCGAAACACUGUGGCCCUGCUGCAGCUUCUGGAUGCAGGCUGCCUGCGCCGUGUGGACCUGCGCUUCAACAACUUGGGGCCUGCGGUGGGCCUGUCCGUCAUCAUCCCACACGUGGCCCGUUUUCAAACUUUGGCCAGCCUUCGGCUUGCACUAAUGUACACGGGGAACUCACGGCAGCCCUCCGUGGAUGGCGAGGACAACUUCCGAUACUUCCUGGCCCAGAUGGGCCGCUUCACUUGUCUGCGGGAGCUCAGCAUGGGCUCCUCUCUCCUCUCAGGGCGGCUGGACCAGCUGCUCAGCACUCUGCAGAGCCCCCUGGAGAGCCUGGAGCUGGCCUUCUGUGCUCUGCUGCCGGAGGACCUGCGCUUCCUGGCACGCAGCCCCCAUGCCGUCCACCUCAAGAAGUUGGACCUGAGUGGCAAUGACCUGUCGGGCAGCCAGCUGGAGCCGUUCCAGGGCCUGCUGCAGACGGCGGCGGCCACACUGCUGCACCUCGAGCUGACUGAGUGCCAGCUUGCUGAUACCCAGCUGCUGGCCAUGCUCCCUGUGCUGACCCGCUGCGCCAGCCUCCGCUACCUCGGCCUCUAUGGCAACCCACUGUCCAUGGCAGGUCUUAAGGAGCUCCUGCGGGACUCGGUGGCACAGGCCGAGCUGCGCACAGUGGUGCACCCCUUCCCUGUGGACUGCUAUGAGGGCCUGCCCUGGCCGCCACCUGCCUCUGUUCUGCUGGAGGCCUCCAUCAAUGAGGAGAAAUUUGCCCGUGUGGAGGCUGAGUUGCACCAGCUGCUGCUAGCCUCAGGCCGUGCCCACGUGGUCUGGACCACGGACAUCUAUGGUCGCCUGGCUGCAGACUACUUCAGUUUGUGAUCUCUGGGCUUCUGGGUGAGAAACAGGCUGUCCCAGAGUCCAGGGCUGCUGGAGGCCCCUCCCCCUCCUGGGUAGGCACAGCCUUGGCUGGGACCCUGUUAGAGGCCUGACGCAGAGGCACUGGUGUCUGGGUUUGUGCCCCUCGGGUGCACCUUGACCCUCCCGGCGCAGUUUGCCCUGCACUUGCUCCCCUGACUGUUCACCCGUCUGUGGGCCUGAGGUCUGAAUUCCAGCCCUGCCCAGCCCUGCUUGCUUAGUCUGCACUUGGCUACCCUCUGGUGUCCUCGUCCUCUUCAGAAUGCUCCUGGGGUCCCAUCUCUGAGCUGAGAGGGUGUUCCCUCUGGGCCCUUUUCCAGAGCAGACUGCCCCUGUUGCAGUUGGGACUGGCCUGCUUCAAGGAGGUUGGCCCUCUGCGCUGGGGCCUGUCAUGAUUUCCCUGCCCUGGCACUCAGGAGACUGUUGGCUGGGCUUUGGGGCCAGACCUGUUAUUACGGUACAAAUGCGCAGUGUGUUUGGAACUUAAAUUUGUGGCUGUUUUUCUGUC